AUGUCCUCCCAGUCUGGCACAAAUACCGACGGCGCCGAUCCUUGGGAUAAGGAGACGAAGCGCAAGUUCCAGAACAAGUCCAAGAGCGAGUACUUCGACCCCUGCCAGCAGGCGGCCUCGAGAAGCAUUCGAUGCCUCAACCGCAACGGAGGCGAUAGAGCCAUGUGCACCGACUACUUUGAGGCGUAUCGAGCUUGCAAAAAGGAAUGGACCGAAAGACGCACCGCCGAGAAGAAGGGCAGCGGGUUCUUCUCCUGA
Molecule: messenger RNA, 258 nt
Organism: Anthostomella pinea
Lineage: Eukaryota; Fungi; Ascomycota; Sordariomycetes; Xylariales; Xylariaceae
Source: the annotation of a GenBank genome assembly